This is a messenger RNA of Musca domestica (house fly), 2398 nucleotides long. RefSeq lists its product as uncharacterized. The transcript has 2 exons. NCBI's taxonomy places the organism in Eukaryota, Metazoa, Arthropoda, Insecta, Diptera, Muscidae. The record is from RefSeq and is a predicted model, not a curated record. Bases 56 to 2290 code for a protein of 744 amino acids.
UUUAUACAUUGCUUGCAAAAAUAAAAAAUAUAUUAAUAAAACAAUAUCUUAAUUAAUGUCAAUAACUCUGGACGUGAAUGCAUUUUUAAAUAGAGAUGUUUGUACGCAAUCAGUCUGUAAUGAUGAUGGAACUGGUGGCAGCGGACCAAGUAACAUCAUUGCCACAGAAAGUCAUGAAAAUGACAUAUUGUCGAUGGAAAAGGAAAUGGAAACGACAAAUAUUUUUGAGGAAAUCGAACAUUUGCUAAAAUUCAAUAAGAAUCUUGAAUUUCCCAACGAACCAAACAAGCAGGAAGAGAAAAAAACUAAAAGUAAAAAAGUGGAGCUCCCAAAACCGGCAGAAUCAUUUAACUUGGAUUUUCUGCCACAUACCGAAGAGUUUUUGUUAGCAUCUGAGACACAAAGUCUAUUGGGUGAGGAUCCUUUGCUGUUCUCUGUGGAACAUGAUCGUCUUCAACCUUUGAGUUCGAAAUUUAUGGUACCCGGAAUAUAUAAACGCAUAGAUGGCAUUGAUGUACACGAUCGCAAUCGUAGACACCAACAUAAGUUAAACGUUUUUAUAACCAGCCUAGAGAAAGCUGGACGUAUUUUGAGGGAACAAGAAUUUGAACGUUUAUAUGAGUUGGGUGAAAUCCAACAACAUAAUCCAUUACGAAAGCAGAUUGUGGCGGAAACUCCAAAUGAAAAUAUAGCAACUAAUGAUAUUAAGGAGGAAUUGCCAAAUACUAAUUGUGUAGAAGAGAAAGAGACUAAAGCCGGAGAUAAUGUGCCAAAAGAAUUGGAUAAUCUUUAUCGUUUGGCUUGUGAUAUUUUAAAGCUUGCAAAACGCGAUGACAUUGUCAUUGAUCGCAAUAACAAUGAAGUUAUUCGGACUCAUCAUCGAACAAAUCAAAAAACUAUCUAUCGUUUUUGCCAACCAGAUAUGCUGGAUUUGAAAUCUUCUGAGGGGAAUUCUGAAGAUUGCAACACAAUGGAGGAAGUUCCUAAAGAAAAGAAGAUGGCCAGAGUUGGCAGACCCAGAAAAAGGCUGAAAGAAGACGACGAGUCUUUGAGCAAUUCCAAAAAACCUGUAAUAAAAGAACCUGCAAUUAAACAAACGUUAAAUCAACAAAAACCUCCAAAUACCAAUAUGCCUCAAACAAAAACUCGCAGCGGACGUUUGGUGCGAAUACCAUCAUCUAGUCUGGGAAGUUUCUCGGAAACUUCUUCGAAAACAUCAAAUGAGGAGUCUUUGCCAAAUUUGUUAAAUGAUUUAAGAGAUGUUUCAUAUCACAAUAGUAAAGUAGAUGCAAACCUGCAUAGAUCUCAAAGUACAACUCUCUCCACUGCCACUGAGUCGGAUACAACAACCAUCGAUGACAAUCCUCCUUUAACACCAUCACCACCACCUAAACGUAAAGUUGCUCCCGAAGCAAUAUGUCCAACUUGCCAAAAAAUAUUUUUGGGUAAACGACUGCAAAGACAUUUUGCUCAACAUCCUGAUCACAUUAAAGUGCCAACAGCAGUAACACCGUCGUCUGACAAUCAUCAAACAUCUUUUAACAAUCACGAUACAGCUGUGACUUUGACAUCUAGCAAAGCUCCAGAAGCAGAAGAUGUAUCCCUAUUCCGGUUUCUCGUCACUAAACUACAAAGGUCUCCACAACUUAAUGAAGAUCAAAAGGCUGAUCUCUUUCUUGCCGAACUAAAUGACCUGGUGGAACAAUUACAAUUAAGAAGCUCUAGAUUAAUACGCAACACAUCCGGUUUACAUUUUGUAAAUCAGAAAUGUUCGAAACUUUUGGGCAUACCCGAAGGACAAUAUGCCUUAGAUAUGACUGCCAUAGAGUCACCCAUGGAACCUGAACCGCAAGACAAUAAUAAUUCUCAAAAUCUCACAACAUCGGUGUCGGCAAAUUUGAAUAGCCGUAGUUUAGAUUACACAAAUCUUUCGAUUACCCUUGACAAUACCAUAACCGAUGAAGCAGCUCAAAAAUUAAAUCUUUCAGCUGGUGGAAAACUAUUGCCACCAUCUGAAGAAAGUUUGCUAAGAGCAGUGGAUGAUUUGCUGCAAACGGAUAUUGGUAAAAUUCAAACAACUGCAGUAUGUGCCAGUGAUACGUCUCUUGUAUCUUCAAAUACCAAUACCACUUCAGUGGUAGCCAAUCUUUUGCCACCACACAUUGAUCAUGUCAGUGAUAAUGCCGUUGAAGCUGUACACAUGAAAGAGACAUUGCCCAGUGUGGUUGUCAGUGCAUCGGAGAAUCCAUUGUUGGAUUUAUCCGUGGACUUUUUUCAAUUUAAUAAUUAAGCAGAGAAAAUGUAUGACAUUAUUAAGGAUAUUCUACAGACACACACACAUUGCAUUCAUCAAAAAACAAGUAUUUUCUGAAAAUAAAAAGAGAAAAAUAAAAAAUUG